AUGAAAUUCACUUCAGCUCUCUCUUCAUUCUCCCUUGUGCUUCUUCUGACAUUAACCACCAGCAAUGCCUUGUUGACCUCAAUCAAGGAAGCAACCAUAGAUGAGAUCCAGCUGGCAUUCAAGCAAAACCAGCUGACCUCAAGGCAACUGGUGGAGUACUACAUCUCUGAGAUUAAUAGGCUGAAUCCCAUCCUCAAUGCGGUCAUAGAAGUGAACCCGGAUGCCAUUUACCAAGCGGAUAGAGCUGACUACGAGCGAGCACGAGCCAAGACGCGGAGAGGUUCGAUGCUUGGCGGGUUACAUGGAAUCCCUGUGCUGAUCAAGGACACCAUAGGGACCAAAGACAAGCUGAACACAAGUGCUGGCUCUUUUGCCUUGCUUGGUUCGGUUGUGGCUCGAGACGCGGGUGUGGUGGCUAAGCUGAGGCAGGGUGGUGCCAUCAUCUUAGGGAAGGCUAGCUUGAGUGAGUGGGCUGCUUUCAGGUCGCUCAACGCUCCUAACGGGUUUAGUCCCAGAGGUGGCCAAGGAAAGAACCCUUAUGUGUUGUCUGCUGAUCCUUGUGGGUCAAGCAGUGGGUCAGCAAUAUCAGUGGCAGCAAAUCUGAUAGCUGUUUCUAUCGGAACUGAAACGGAUGGGUCUAUUUUGUGCCCAUCCCAUGCAAAUUCUGCUGUGGGGAUAAAGCCAACAGUUGGUCUCACUAGCAGAGCUGGUGUUGUCCCAGUUUCUCCCAGACAGGACACCAUUGGGCCUAUUUGCAGGACAGUGGCUGAUGCAGUUCAUGUUCUCGAUGCCAUUGCUGGGUUCGACGAAUUCGAUCCAGCGACAAGAGAGGCAUCAAAGUACAUCCCUUAUGGAGGGUACAAGCAGUUUUUGAAAGCUAAUGGUCUAAAAGGGAAGAGAAUUGGAGUUGUGAGGAACCCAUUCUUGAGCAGUGUGGGUGAAUAUGAAAGGCAAGCCUUUGAGAGCCAUGUCAGGAUUUUAAGGCAGGGAGGGGCAACCGUGUUUGACAAGUUGGAGAUCUCCAACAUCGAGACCAUCUCAAAUGCAACGCGAAGUGGGGAAGCUGUUGCAUUGUUGGCAGAGUUCAAGGUAUCAGUGAAUGCAUAUUUGAAGCAGCUGGUUGUUUCCCCAGUAAGGACACUGGCUGAUGUGAUUGCAUUUAAUCAGAAGUUCUCAGAUUCUGAAAUGAAUGAUGAAUUGGGUCAAGAAAUAUUCUUAGCUGCUGAGGGGACAAAUGGGAUUGGGAGCCUGGAGAAGGCAGCAAUGGCAAAUUUGGAGCAGCUGACCAAAGAUGGGUUUCAGAAGCUGAUGUGGGAUCAUGAAUUGGAUGCUUUGGUGACUCAUGGACCUGGGAUUUCUGCAGUCCUUGCCAUUGGAGGAUUCCCAGGGAUCAAUGUGCCAGCUGGGUAUGAUGAGAAAGGGGUGCCCUUUGGGAUUAAUUUUGGAGGGCUGAAGGGAACUGAGCAAAAGUUGAUCCAAAUUGCUUAUGGGUUUGAGCAACUCACUAAGAUUAGGAAGCCUCCAACCUUCAUUGCUUGA
This is a messenger RNA of Linum tenue, 1539 nucleotides long. NCBI's taxonomy places the organism in Eukaryota, Viridiplantae, Streptophyta, Magnoliopsida, Malpighiales, Linaceae. The record is from the annotation of a GenBank genome assembly.